This is a messenger RNA of Limulus polyphemus (Atlantic horseshoe crab), 1082 nucleotides long. RefSeq names its product nucleoporin GLE1-like. Gene Ontology annotation, biological process: regulation of translational initiation; regulation of translational termination; poly(A)+ mRNA export from nucleus. The record is from RefSeq and is a predicted model, not a curated record. Gene Ontology annotation, molecular function: inositol hexakisphosphate binding; translation initiation factor binding; phospholipid binding. The coding region runs from base 1 to 687 and encodes 228 amino acids. Lineage: Eukaryota; Metazoa; Arthropoda; Merostomata; Xiphosura; Limulidae. Gene Ontology annotation, cellular component: cytoplasm; nuclear pore; nuclear pore cytoplasmic filaments. The transcript is spliced from 3 exons.
AUGUUUCACCAGGCAUGCCCAAAAGCAGCUCUGAGUAGCUCAUGGAGUCAAGGCGAGGGACAGAUUGCUUCCAAGCACGAAUCAGCUUUUGCAGUAGCAGGAGUUAUUGUAGGGCUGUGGUGCGACUAUCCAGAUUUGGGUGAUUUGAUUAUGGCUCAUUUCUACACCAGAUGUCCUUACCUGGUUCCCUAUUAUGUUCCUCAACAAGAGGGCCAAUCUGAGGAGGAUUAUUACAGGGCAUUGGGAUAUACAUAUACCGAUGGGGUCGUGGAAAACCAAGACAAGUUCCUGAAACGAAUGAGUGGCUUCAUGAGAUUGUACGCAGCCAUUCUCCAAACAUCACCACCACCAAGGUGCAAAAAGUCUAAUCCUCAUGGAAUUAAUCAUGGCUGGCAGUGGCUGGCCCAAGUUCUUAAUCUCGAACCAAGGCCAGAUAUUACUGCCACACUUUUGCUGGAUUUUCUAGAGUUUGCUGGACAUGCCAUGUUUAAAGCAUAUGGUCAACAGUUUCAAAAGCUGCUCCACAUUCUGUGUACAGGUUAUUUUCCAAAAAUCAAAAAAGUAACACCAACGGGAUCAAGUGGUCCGGUAUCUAGGUUAGAAGCUUUCCUUCAGAAUGCUAUUAAAUCUCGGAUUAUCCAACCUCCAGAUGGAGUGCUCAAGACAAAUUUUUGGUUUACCUCGUGAUAUUUUUGGUUCUGAACCCAGUGAAUUUGAACUACACAUCACGAUGUCGAAAAUGAUAUUUAUAUAGUAAUUUUUCUGUGUUUAAGGAAAGUUUCCCACUUAACAAAAAAAAUAAUAAAGUCUCAGUAAUGUUCGUUGUUGAAACAUCUGAUACAUACAUUUAUAUACGUUUUCACAUUAGUAUUACUUAAUUAUAACAGGUUUAUCCCUAGCAGACUCUACAAAUAACCUGACCUUUUUUUUAAAUCAAUUUUUACUUCUGUUCAGUAAUAAAAAGUAUUCCAUACCAUCAUUCAAUUUCCAGUAAUUUUUACCUAACUUUGUGUAUUUCGAAGUGAAAAUGGUAAACCUGUAUCCACUAACUGAAAACGUAAAAUAAAUCAAAUAAUUUUCUG